Molecule: messenger RNA, 4330 nt
Organism: Spinacia oleracea (spinach)
Lineage: Eukaryota; Viridiplantae; Streptophyta; Magnoliopsida; Caryophyllales; Amaranthaceae
Exons: 6
Coding region: 601-1086 (161 amino acids)
Source: RefSeq, a predicted model, not a curated record
UAUAGUUUAUCAGGAGAGAAUAUGUUAUUUUCAUUUUUGUACAUUUUCUUUAGUUUUUUAACAUUAGUGUUCUUUUCAGGUUUUGGUUAAUGUUCUUUUCGUUUACUCUAUUAUGUUCUUUCUGUUUAGUUUCUUAUGUUCUUUUGCGUUUUUUUUUUGUUUUUUGCGUUUUCUUUUAAUGUUUUUGCAUUUUGAUGCAGGUGCACGUAGAUCUACGUGCAAGCCCCUGCACCAUCCGCGCGUUGCAAACAGGCAUAUAGCAUGGUAGCCGUUAAGGCGUUAGGCCCUGAAAUAGUCACUAUUUAUCCACAUUAUGUUGCUAGAAAUUGAAUUUCCCGGGUUCUCACAACUGCUGUCUCCCUCUAUCUAUCUCCUAAAUUCUCUUCCUCAUAGAUUCCAUGAGAAUGUCGAUUCAGCUUUUUCUCGCACGAUUUUUGCGAUCAGGCAAGUACUUAUUUGCUGGUUGAUAGAUGACAAGCUUGUUUCCCUACAAGAGAGAAAUCAUUUCAUUGGAAGAUUUAAUCAGCUAUAAUUGUGGAACAAAGAGGUGAGCUAAUGACGAAGCAAGAUUACAUUCUAUGUUUCUCCAAAUAUAGAUAGAUGCAGAGUCGCAGACUACCCUGGUUGCAGUCUGGCAGCAAAAUGAUGGGCAAGAUCGCAAGAGUCAGCGUGAGGAAAGAAUUCAUAACCGUCAAAUUUGGUCAGAAUCAUGGGUUCAUUUUCUUAACCAGGGUGAUAAAACGAAGGAAGCAAACUAGUCUAUUAUCUGUAGACUCUAUACUCCAUAAGCUCGACCACAUUCAGGCACGACACACGGGUGGCGAACCUGAUCCAAACCCAGCUAUUUCCACCGAUAUAUUUAUCCAUACUUUUACAUGUGCAAUUGAUCCAAUAUUGUUGGGUAGCUUCUCAAAUAUAAUCCCAAUCUCAAGGAAGACAAUCCAAUGGAAGGAAGGCAAUUAUUUGAUUACCUAUUGUGCUCAAUUACAUUCGAAUCUCAAGGUUGAUAAAGACAAAGUGGAUUGUGCUCACAAUAUUGCUAAUAGGUGCAAGAAAGAUUUAAGUAGCUUUAGAAAUGUGUUGUAAUAUUCUUAUUAUUAUGUCAAAAAAGAUAGUAGAAAGUAUUGAUCAAUAUUGAUCAAACUUUCUUAAGUCAUACUAUCAUGGCAAUAAAUAACAAAAAACAAUAUCAUUAUCAUUUAUUGUUCUUGUGGAGCAUAAAAGAAAAUUCAUUAUAAAGACACUACUUACGUUUAUCUUAUAUUUGGAGAUAAUCCAUAUUUGUAUAAGACUUUUUUAUGAAAUUUAUGAAUAAAUUAAUAUGUAUAUUUCAUAACUCCAACAUACUCAAACUUCAGGUUGAGAGUCAUUUCAAAAAUACCCUUUAAGAAAUAGUAUAUAAAUAUCAUCAACUUUGCGAUAUUUCUAUACAAAUGUUUAAGAACACAUGUAUUCGGAGACUCUUCUUAUUUGCAUAAUUCGUGACAUGUUAUUAAAUUAAUAUUAUAUAUUUCUUUCCCAAUUAUUAACCUAAUGGAGUGAGAAUAUCCUCUUAAAAAUUUUCAUUAAAGUUGCGAAUUCGCUUACUAUAAUUUAGAUAAUCAUAUACAUCAUGAUAAUAGUUUAGAAACUUGUGCAUGCAAUGUAACACCCCACAAGUUUCUCUUUUUUUUAAAACCAACAUAAUUAAGAGAAACUUAAUGGUAUUAUUGACUACACUAACUCAAAUAAUGCAGCGGAAUAAGCAACACACUUCUCUUUAUUAUAUAAUAUUACUUAAAAUAGCAAUAUUGUAUUCUUCACUUAAAACGAAAUCAAAUCCGUAUAUAAACUUAAAUAAAAUCUCUAGUUCACCAUUAAUCUCGUAUGUAAGCAUGCCACAUCAUCACAUCACGUUUUUGAAAAAUGCUCACCAAAAGGUAAAUAGGGUCAAGCCAAAACAAAUAUGAAAUACGGGUUAGCAAAAGCCAAGUACGAGUAUAUGCAAGACAUGUAAAACAUUUAUAUAUAAUUGAACAUACUUUCAUAACCAAUUCAAGUCAAACUUGCAUAAUUAAAAUCAUAGAAGAUUCAUUUCCGAUUUAGACAUUUUCUGUAAAUAGUAACUUUUAAAAUAUUAUAACUUUUCAAAAGUAUAAACAUUUCAAGAAUCGAGACUUUUCAAAAUAGAAACUUUCCAAAAGUAGAAGCAUUACAAGAAUAGAAACAUUUUAAAUAUGUAAACACAUAAUAUUCUAAAAGUAGAAAAUUUUCAAAAAUAGAUCCCAAUUAGAAGGUGGAAAUUAGAAACAUCUUUUUAUUUCCCCAUCCUUCCUAAAUAUUUACACCCUCAAGCUAGUAUUUCAUCACAAAUCUAUGCAUUAGGGGUACUAACCAAUUAAAUAAUGUCAACACGUGACAAUCGACUUACACAACAAGUGAUCGAUGCACAUGAACGUAAAUGCAUGUUCCAUGAAAUUCAUUUCACUUUGAGACUUUACAAAAGUAUGAUAAUAUCAUAAAAGAGUUUUCAAUUCCAUACCAUGUGAUAAACCAAUAACUUUCUUUUAUUUAAUUAGACAAUUUUCUUUGAUCAAAUAACAUAGGUAAAUAAAUGGUUAAUUAUUAAAUCAUCACAAAGCCAACAUCUAUAUUCUCAAAAAAGCAAUACAGAUUGGGAACCAUCAUCACUUAGCUUACACAACAGGGGGGAGAAGGGAAGAGAUUGUCACUCUAUAUAUCUUCUUCUUCUCCUCUUUUGAAUAUCCAUUUAUCUAGGUGGAGUCUCGGGAUUGAAAUAGUCACAAUGGGCUUCUAUAUCAUCCAUGACAUCAUCUAUCAUAGUAAGUGGAGCUUUGUGCCUCUCCACAUCAACGUUAGGAACCAUAACAAGAGUGACAUGAAUUCCAAGAUUGCAACAAAUUGUUCAAUAUCAUAGACCAGAUCUUCAAAAGGGUCCUUAAAAUAGGAGGAUUGAGAGUCACAUUGUCCCUAGUAGGCUAGUAGAGACUUUGAAUUCAACUAGAGAUGGUAAGGGAUUAGUAAGAGGUACAAGUUCACCAUAAACCACAACAACCUUGGAAGGAGAGGAUACAUGUUUAAUAUUGACAAGAGGAACAUAUGAGUGAAACCAAUCAGAAAAAAUGGUCCUUUUAGGUUUGACUCUUUAUCUGAGGGAGGAUAAUACACCAAUCAGAAGAAACGGUCUUUUUAGGUUCAAUAGGGGCAGAAAGAGAAGUAGAAUCAAUUUUGGCAACCACCAAUUCAAGACAUGGAGGGGGGUUUUCUUUGGGCAUGUGUUCAUUGUGUGUUUGGGAUCACCAAACAAUGGGCACACUUCCCCACACCCUCAUAAGAGAAAAAUAACUCUUGAGAGUGAGUACCGAAGUUCAAAGUGAUAGAACAGGGCACGAGCUUAGUGAUAUUGAGGUUAUGACAAACACGAAAAACGUGAUCUUUCUCAACAUUCUCAAGGCUUGAUAGGGUAGCCCACAUAAGGUACAAUCUGAGUGAAGUAUCUCCAAGAACAAUACUGUAGACCCACUGUUUGACAUGAGUAACACGACAUAUUUGGGCAUGGAAACUAGUGUGUGAGGGAGUAGCACAAAGUUAAUAUCUUGCACAAACCAAGAUUGUCAAAUAUUGUGCAAUCUCGUAUCAUUCUCAUUAAUAACACACGUAUAUAUAGUACAACUCAGUUACCUAAACCCUAGGUACACAUUAGGUAACUCACCAUAGUUAGGACUCUACAGAAUAUUCACAGAAUAUUCACAGAAUAUCUUAACAUCCCCCCUCAAGGUGGAGCAUGUAGAUCUCGAAUGCCCAUCUUGUGCAAAAAAAACUCAAAUUGCGCCUUCCCCAACGCUUUGGUGAAGAUAUCUGCUAACUGAACCUUCGUCGACACGUACGACGGACUGAUGAUCCCUUCCUUGAUUGCAUCUCGAAUGAAAUGACAAUCUGACUCGAUGUGUUUUGUCCUUUCAUGGAACACCGGAUUCUGUGCAAUAUGCAACGCAGACUGACUGUCGCAAUACAUCCUCAUGCCUUGGUCGUGUGUCACCCCCAAGUCGCGUAGUAGUUGUUUCAACCACUUCAACUCACACGUCAGAGCUGCCAUCGACCGAUAUUCUGCCUCAGCAGACGACCGAGAAACAGUAUGCUGUUUCUUGGUCUUCCAAGAAACUGGCGACAUACCAAGUGACACAAACCAUCCAGUCACCGACCGACGCGUCAUUGGACACCCUGCCCAAUCCGAGUCGCACCACCCCUCCAACUGCAACGCACUGUCCGACCGAAGUAGUAUACCUUGACCCGGACACUUCUUCAAAUAUCUCACUACUCGCAAAGCUGC